Molecule: messenger RNA, 4403 nt
Organism: Motacilla alba alba
Lineage: Eukaryota; Metazoa; Chordata; Aves; Passeriformes; Motacillidae
Gene: GXYLT2
Product: glucoside xylosyltransferase 2
Exons: 7
Coding region: 165-1400 (411 amino acids)
Biological process (GO): protein O-linked glycosylation via N-acetylgalactosamine
Molecular function (GO): UDP-xylosyltransferase activity
Source: RefSeq, a predicted model, not a curated record
CGGCCCGGCCCGCCCCGCCCCGCCGCGCUCGGGCCGGGCUGUGCGGCCACGUCCCCGCUCGGGCCGGGCUGUGGCGAUGCGGCCGGCGGGACGCGGCCGUGCGGCGCUGCUGGCCCGGCCGUGCCGCGGGGCGCGCCCGGCCAUGCGGCCGUGCUGACCCGGCCAUGCGGCGGCCCUGCAAGGUGGCGGCGGCCCUGCUGUGCCUGGCCGUGCUGCUGCUGCUCUAUCUGCUGGCGGGCAGCGCGGCCCCGCCGCCCGCGCCCUCCGCGCCCGCCCGCCGCCCGCCGCGCCUCGGCCGGAGCCCCCCGAGGAGGAGCCCCGCGGGCGGCGGCAGCGCCAGCGCCAGGAAGCCUGGAGAGCAGAAACAUCCAAAGGAGCCCUCAUCAUUGCAGUGCAUGCAUCUGGCAGUGGUGGCAUGUGGGGACCGGCUGGAGGAGACGCUGAUCAUGCUGAAAUCAGCAGUUCUCUUCAGCAGCAGGAGGCUUUGCUUCCACAUCUUUGCCGAGGAUUCCCUUAAGCCUGAAUUUGAGACAAAGUUAAAGGAGUGGCCUUCCUCAUAUACAAAGAAGUUUGAGUCCAACAUUUACCCAAUAACCUUCUCAGUAGGAAAUGCUCAGGAAUGGAAAAAGUUAUUCAAACCAUGUGCUGCCCAGCGCCUGUUUCUUCCGGUGAUUCUAAAGGAUGUGGAUUCCCUGCUCUACGUGGACACCGACGUGCUGUUCCUGAGGCCCAUCGAUGACAUCUGGCACCUCCUGAGGGAGUUCAACUCCACCCAGCUGGCUGCCAUGGCCCCCGAGCACGAGAUCCCCAAGAUCGGCUGGUACAGCCGCUUCGCCCGGCACCCCUACUACGGCAGCACCGGCCUCAACUCAGGCGUGAUGCUGAUGAACCUGACCCGGAUCCGCAGCGCUCGCUUCAAGAACAGUUUGAUACCAGGUGGAUUGACUUGGGAGGAAAUGUUAUAUCCAUUGUACCAAAAGUACAAAAAUUACAUCACGUGGGGAGACCAGGAUCUGCUAAAUAUCAUUUUUUACUUUAACCCAGAGUGUCUGUACGUGUUCCCCUGCCAGUGGAACUACCGGCCUGACCACUGCAUGUACGGCAGCAACUGCAGGGGGGCGGAGGAGGAGGGCGUCUCCAUCCUGCACGGCAACAGAGGCGUCUACCACGACGACAAGCAGCCCACCUUCAAGGCCCUCUACGAGGUGAUCCGGGAUUUUCCAUUUGAAGACAAUCUCUUCCAGUCCUUGUACUACCCUCUGCAGUCCAGGUUUCUGGAUACAGUGCACACUUUAUGUGGGAGAAUUCCACAAGUAUUUUUGAAGCAAAUUGAGAAAACAAUGAAGAAGGUGUAUGAAAAUCGUGUCAUUGUGUACUUGGGGGCCAACCACAGACACUAACUGUAGCUCUCUUACACAGAAGUUAUAAGUCUUGUACUCCAUUUCAUGGAGGAUAUAAAUGAAGAAUAAGAGCUCUUUUACCGAAGCUCAGAAUUAAAAUAUUUCUUUUUCCAAUUUUCUAAUAACCCUUGAAAUUACAAAAAGCAGGAAAUCCUAGAAGCCUCCUGAGAUUAUGCUGAGAACAGCAGGAGAAUCCUUUCUCUGUGGAAUACAGUUGUGGCCUGCCACCCCAGUCCCUUACAGUUGAAGAAUGUAUUCUCUGCCUUGGCAUGGUCCAAGACUAUUGUCAGUGAAGAGUACAAACCCAGGUACUGUUAAUCCAUCCUCCUCUUUAAGUGCUAUUCCCUGCACAGUAACAGCAGUAUUCCACUGCCACACAGUUUUCCAUCCCUGCCUUGGGGGAUGGCCAGUGCUGCCCCUGACUCCCCUCUCCUGCAUGGAAAUGUAUUUGUGCCUGGCUCUUCCAUUUCUGGGAUCACAGCACCACAGAAUUCUAGAAUGGUUUGGGUCGGAAGGGACCAUCAUGGAUAUCUUGUUCCACACCCUGCCAUGGGCAGGGACACCUUCCACUAGACCAGGUUACUCCAGCCCUGUCCAACCUGGCCUUGGACACUUCCAGGGAUGGGGAAGUUGAGACCUUUAUGCUGGGAUAAAAAAUUAAUAGCGUCAAAAUGGAAGAGGAUACAAAAUGGCUUUGAUGUUUAUUUAAAAUACUUAAUUUAGCUUAAAUUUCCAAGGUAUGAUCAUCAUCUUGUGAUAAGCACAAAGAGCUUAUUUAAAUUGCAGUAGCUGAAAGAUGCAGAGCAGCUGUCCAAGAGCAGACUCACUCCUAAAGAGCAGUGAUCCAAGAGCAGACUCCCAGAGGGCAUUUUCUAGGUGUAAGCCCCAUGGGUGUGUGUAGGAGUGCUUCAAGGAAGCAGCAGAGAAAAUGAUGUUACUUUUCAAGUCUGUUGAGCAGAAAACAUCAGCCAUUACUUGGAACUGCUCAUUUUUGUAUCUAACAGGCAAAGUAGGAGCGGGGUGAGCAGCGUGAGAUAAGGAUUAGGAGCAUUCCCCUAAUGAAAGGAAAACUGGCACAGAUGGGAUAUCCUGUACAUGUAUCAUACAUUUGUUAGAGAGAAAUGCUUGGGGACUGUGGAUGAGGGAAAGGAUAUGUUCCCAAAGUUAAAAUAGGAUUUUUGAGGAAUUGCAGUUUUGGGUGUUCUCCCCUAUCCAGUCAGGGUUUCAUAUGAAAACACCAGGAGUGUCCCUUUUGUCUCUCACAUUUCUCUCUCCUUGUGUGGCACUUCCUGAGAGGAGGGAAAACACGACCUUGGUGCCAUCCCAGGCUGCCAGAUAAGAGCCUGUGCACGGGCUGGAGUCCCAGCAAGCUUUUCCCAAGCCCUGGAGUGCGGGAGUGUCUGUGACACAGCCUGGCAGAGAGCAGGGCUGCAGGCAGCUGAGCAGGGGAGCAGUGGGACAGGGGCUUGGAGUAAGGGACAGCAGAACUGCAGGACCUCACGGGAGUGAUAGGAACAGAAACCUUGUUUGCACCUCUGCUGCAAAUUGUAAUCACAGUUUGGUUAAACAAUGUGCUCUGACUCCAGCCCUUAUCUCACAGUGUUUGCCACCAGAGUGCAAAUUGACAUGUGAAGGACAGAGGCAGCUCCACUGCUGUGAUUGAAAACCUGGGAGCCAGAAAGUCAUUUAAACUUGAGCAGAGAUGCCUUUCCAACUUGCCUUAGGAUUUUCUAUUUCAGCUGAAGUUUCAGUUGCUAAUUUUUAAGCAAGAGUAAGUUGCCAAUUUUUAAGCACUUCUACCUACUGAGAGAAGUUUGAAAUGUGACCCAAAUGAGCAUUGAAGAUUUCAGAACCAGAAGGCAGAGAAAAGAAGGUAAAGCUGCUGAUUUAAAAAGUCUAAAAUAAUGUAUGACAGGUAAAUUUUUAGGCCAGCAAUUCUGAGAGCUUGUAUAAAGUAUUAGCUUGCUUUUGGUCUUCAUUUUCAAGCGUCAGGGUAAAGCUGACACAGGUCUAAGGAGGCUGGUGGAGCUGCAUGCUGGGCAGGCCGAAUUCCUGAUUUCCAUGGUGUCUCCAAGGCCCAGAGAGCUGCACAGCACAGCCGUGCUGCCCAGACAGUUGCAGCCCCGGUGCUGAGGCUCUGGAGUUUGGGAGGCUGUGGUUGUGUAAGCUGUGAUUCAGCUGAGCCCUGCAACUAAGGGCACAUUCAAAUGAAGGAGUGGAAUUCAUUACAAAACAAAGGCAUUAUUGCAUAUGAACUGAUAAGAGAUUAAAGCAGUGCUUUUUAUGUUCACAGGAGGUGCUACAUUUUUUAGGAAGAACUGAGUAGUGUUCUCAACAGCUAUUAAAUAUAUGAAGUACUUGCUUUAACAUGAAGACUCUUGUUAAUGUAAUAUCAGCUGGCAGGAAAAAUGGGCGAGGUUCCCCCCUGCUGGGCUUUUUCUGAGGAAAAAAGCAAUAAUUUGAGCUCUCCAAAGUGUUUUAAAACAAUUAUGUAACUUUGUUUUUUGUUGUUGUUAGAAUUACUAAUUUAUAUUUCACUACAGCUUCCAAAACCAUGUUAUAUUUUAUUUUUAACGGUAGUUGAUUGUAAUAUUCAUCUCACUAAGAAACCAGUUUUAAUUCAUUUUGUUUUUCAUACUUGUGGCUAAUUCCACAUUAAUUAGCCUUCAUUUAUCUUAAUAAUGGGAUGUGUAAAUACUUACAAAGACUUUAUGUCCUCAUUUCCCUUUCCUCUCCUGUGUUUUAGUUAUUUCCAGUGGUGUAAUGGAUAGAGCUCACCAGCAUUUUGCUUACAGGGGAAACUGGAAACUGCUCAGAGUGUGUGUGUGCACAGCACGAGCACGUGUGUAAAAAAUGUCCCUUUUCUCUGUCACUGAGUUGCUUGUGGAUUUUUCUUUGACAAGUGCACUGAUUGUUACAGCUCCCAAGGAGGCUGAGCAGUGCAUUUCUGAAUUGAGGAUGAUCCCUUGGCUUACAAUACAAAUAAAUGAAAUUUUGAGCAAG